This is a messenger RNA of Salpingoeca rosetta, 2649 nucleotides long. RefSeq lists its product as uncharacterized. The record is from RefSeq and is a predicted model, not a curated record. Lineage: Eukaryota; Choanoflagellata; Craspedida; Salpingoecidae. The transcript has 15 exons. Gene Ontology annotation, cellular component: nucleolus; 90S preribosome; small-subunit processome. Bases 1 to 2649 code for a protein of 882 amino acids.
AUGGAGAAGCGAGCACAAUUUCGUGAGGACAACGAUGAUGAACGCAGCCGCGCGGCGCAACGGACGAUGGCCGCAGAACACCGAUGGGGUGCCAACGAACAGCAAACAUCUGCAAGGUGCACAGUACAGGUGCACAAUGACGACGGCGUCAUCCUCACUUACACGCAGGCGCAGACGAGCGGGAAAAUGAAUGUGGCACAACUCUGCGGUUCCGUGAGCGGCCAGCGGGCGGUUGCGCUGGACAUUGUGUGCAUGUACGAGCAGCCGCGAUGGCUGACGGUUGAGGAGUCGCGGGAGCUGCUGGAGAAGGAGGCGGUGGCGCUGUCGCACACAAAGGCGAAGAAGGCGCGGAGAAAGGCACGCAAGGAGGCAGAGCAGGAAGAGGAUGAUAAGGAUGGUGAUGAGGAUGGCGAGGACGAUAAGGCUGAGGAGAAGGACUCCAAGAAGACAGGGAAGAAGAAAAACAAGGGCAAGGCAAAGGGCAACAAGGGCAAGGGCAACAAGCACGGCAAAGACACCACCAGCACCGACGACGACGAUGCGAAUGGCGAUGAUGACGAAGACAAGAAGAGCGAAGGCGACGUGCUGGAAGUGAGCACGACGCAACUCGACGGCCCCUGUGACAUCAUGCACCUCCUGCGAACAGCAGAGGCGCUUCCCCUCACCCUUCACGCCCACAGAGACAAGCGGCUUCAGAUUAUGCGCGCGUCCUCGGGCAAGUACCUGAGCCGCACCCCCGACAUGCUGCUCCGCCUGACCAUGGCAUACCUGCUUGGCCUGCACCACGUCAACCUCACGCUGCUGUGGGCCGACGCGAAGAAGGCGCUUGGCGAGUUUGCCCGCUACCGCCCGCUAGUGCUGUGGACGCUCUUUGAGGACAAGUUCAUGCGCGUGCUUGACGCGAGCGUGGAGAUGGGCGAGAUCAUGACGGAGCAGGCGCGCACCAUUGGCCAGCAGCAGGUGACAGACUCGGCACACCGCAUCGUCGACGACCGCUUGGACGUGCUGUCGUUCCGGUGUCUGGUGCACCCGCUGGAGCAUCGCAUCAACCUUCUGCAGAAGCCGGACUGGGACAACAACAUGACGCAGGUUGCAGACCGGUUUGUCAACGCCGUGUGCCCGCAACCGCGCGUUGAUGUGCUCAAGCUGAUGCAAACCUUUGCCGAGCUCGCCAACACCUGGCCCCUCCUCACCGAGCAAAAGCACAGGUGCACGCUGGUUGAGAAGUUCCUCCAGCUGCACGACGACUACCUGGUGGUUGAAGAGGGAGCAGGAAAACUGCAGGACAUUUCCGUCGCAAACGCCGGCCUCGCGGGCAUUUCGAUGCAGUCGCUCGGCAUUGAGGAUCUUGGCGGCGACCUCGACAAUCUCAGUGACGAUGAGAGCGUCAGCAAUGACGACGACGAGGAGGACAAUGAUGACCGGCGCCGGAAGCGCAGCGCGAUGCAGCACGACGGCCGUGGUGGUCGUGGUGGUCGUGGUGGUCGUGGUCGUGGUGGUCGUGGUCGUGGUGGUCGUGGCCGUGGCCGUGGUCGUGGUCGUGGUCGUGGUCGUGGCCGUGGUCGUGGCCGUGGUCGUGGUCGUGGCCGUGGUGGUCGUGAUAGCAAGCGCCCAAAGCGGGAGGAUGACACUUCUAACGACAACCCUGACGAUGAUGACACGAAGCGCGAUGGUGCCGACGCCACCAACGAUGGCGACGAUGCUGUGCAGGCGUAUGAUCCAACGGCGGCUGCGCGUCGUCGCGUGUUCUGGCGGCGGCGGCGGUUCUGGCGGCGGCGGCGGCAGAAGCGCGGAAAGGCGCUGAUGGAGUGGGAGCGCCUGCAGGCGAUUGUGCACAACUUCCUGCACCACUCUGACGCGAACAUCCGCGCCAACGCCCUCAAGGCAAGCGCUUCGUUCAGCCGCGUGGUGCGCAAGUACCUGGAGCCCAUGAUGGCUGUCAACACGGAGAUGGGGCCCCAGCUCACAGAGCGCUUGAAGACAUUCAGCGUCGCCUCCCCAGCCGUCGUAGCACCGGAGCAUGUUGAAGAGGUGACAACCGUGUUCUUCCGGCUGCUACAGGCCAAGAUGUUUGCGCGCAAGGGCAAGUCCCAGAAGUACUCGCCCAAGAUGAUCCGCAAGCUCAGCAUCCGCCGCCUCUGCAGCCUCUACAACUUCUUCAACGCGAAAUUGCUGGAGCCGUUUGCGAGCGCGGUGCACGAGCACGUGAUUGGGCCGCAGGUGGCGUCGCUGUAUCACGAAUGCUCAAACGCCGUCCACGUGGAGCGGGGAUCCGAAAAUGCACCGCAUGAACAACACGGGACGAUGGAGCGGUGGGACCAGCCCGAGGACAUUCAAGAGCUGGGGAAAUCGACGCACGACUUGAUCCGCGGCAUUAUCGGGGCGAAGCACAUAUCCAGCGCCAUGAGCGAAGAGAAGCACAAGGUGUCGGCCAAGCGUGCUGUCAGACACCAGCGCGAGCAACAAGAGCUCAUCACAAACCCGAAAAAGGCGCUGCGGCGCAAAGCGCGAUCGCACGAGCUCAAGCGGGAUGCGCGCCGGCGCAAGAACGCGGGCAUUGGCGGCAUGCCCAUCAACCCCGUGGAGCUCAAGAAGCUGCACAACAAGCGGCGCGAGCACAACCGGAAGCUCAACCUCAUGGACGAAUAG